Molecule: messenger RNA, 866 nt
Organism: Lindgomyces ingoldianus
Lineage: Eukaryota; Fungi; Ascomycota; Dothideomycetes; Pleosporales; Lindgomycetaceae
Exons: 1
Coding region: 110-763 (217 amino acids)
Molecular function (GO): protein binding
Source: RefSeq, a predicted model, not a curated record
UAUACCUUCAUCCCGCAGGCUACCACGCUUGAUCCUGACGAGCUUUGAGAUCCUCAUUGGCAGUCAAGCCUUGUUAACACACCACCAUCACACCACAUCGCGCUAGACCAUGACUACUCCACCUGUUUAUCCGCGGCCUCAAUUCUGGCCGCUCUCGAAAGAAUUUAUCACUGCCCUUCGUCAUUCGGAUACAAGCCGCUUCGAAGCUGCAGCCGUAUUACUCGAUCAGGGUGCCGACGUAAACGGGUUGUAUGAAGCGUCGCGUCCUCGUCGCCCUAUGGGUCCCAAGGUAUCACGCGAACAAGUCACAGCACUAUACGAUGCCGCAAACCGAGCUGACUACGACGCUGUUCAAUUCCUUCUCGACAAAGGCGCUGAUGUCAGAGCAAGAAACCGCACCGGCAUGUCUCUUGCCUUCGGACUCUUUCCAUUUCGUAAUGCCAUUGACACUCUUUGCGGACUAGAUGCGAUGAGGACGAGUAAAGAUCAGAAGAUCGUGCUCUUGGCUGAGGAGAAAUUUGGUCCAGAAACAGACGAAGAUUUUAUUAGGAGGCGCGAUGCAUUUGACACCCUUGACGGGUACUAUCCAUAUAACUCCACGACACUGUUCAAGCCCAAGAUCAAGAAAGUCAUCCCCGGAGAACAGAAGAGAAGUGUAGCAAAAAAGCGGUCUCGACCUGCAGAAAAGAAUGUUGGUGUUUUAACUGGCAAGCAGAAGCGUUAUGGACUGCGAAAACGGGAUCUAGAUGUUUCAUAUGUCUGAAGGGGUCGACUCUGUUAGCUUUUGCACAUGGCUUUUACGGAGUUCGAAAGGAUCAAGCAAUCAGGAAGUCUUGAUUAUAUCCAUUCAUAUGCGGACCAAUUAC